Molecule: messenger RNA, 1361 nt
Organism: Corythoichthys intestinalis (scribbled pipefish)
Lineage: Eukaryota; Metazoa; Chordata; Actinopteri; Syngnathiformes; Syngnathidae
Product: G-protein coupled receptor 4
Exons: 2
Coding region: 39-977 (312 amino acids)
Biological process (GO): positive regulation of Rho protein signal transduction; phospholipase C-activating G protein-coupled receptor signaling pathway
Cellular component (GO): plasma membrane
Molecular function (GO): G protein-coupled receptor activity
Source: RefSeq, a predicted model, not a curated record
GUCCACAAACGACUUCAGUACAAACCGAGUCCACCGCCAUGGCAACCUGGCGGACGAACGCGACAGUAUGGGACAACGCGACGGUGAAAGCGUUCAGCGUGUUUGACGGCUGUGACUCACAAGUGGAGGGCAUCCUGUUCGACCUGACGUUGCAGUGCAUCAACGUGGCUGUAGGUAUCCCCGCUAACAUACUGGUUAUCGCCGUGCUGGUGCGCAACCGCAAAGAUCCGGCCACCUCUGACAUCUACCUGGGUUCGUUGGCUUUCAUGGAUGCCUACUUCGGCUCCAUGACGCCCAUCAGCUUCCUCAACCUUUACCACUGGCAAAGCAAGGAGGUGUGGUCAGCCCUCAAGUUCUCUUACGGGGUGAAAGACACCAGUGGGCCGCUCUUCCUCUCCUGCAUCUGCCUGGAUCGCUUCGUGGCCGUCCUCUUCCCGCUGGCGUUCGGCCGCCUCAAUAACAUCAAAUAUCGGGUGGGUCUGUCCGUUCUUGUCUUCGGGCUUACCUUCGCCUACUCCGCCGCCAAAGUGGUGGGUGGCUUGCCAGACUUUGAGAAGGUGUUCACCGGCGAGAUCUUAGCCACCUUCACCUGGAUGGUGAUGUGCAAUGCCAGCAUCCUGUGGGCUCUGAAGAAGUCGAGCAGUGUCGGGAAGGACGAGAUGCAUCCCAUGAAGAGGAAAGCCUUCAAGAUCGUGCUGUCCAUCCUUUGCAUCAUCGUGGUCAACUACCUGCCGCCCGUCGCCCUCUUCCCCUUCGAGGACUACUACUCUCCUGACGUCUUCCGCUGCUACGUGCAGCCUGUUGGUUUUGCUUUUCUCAACAUCAGCAGCACCAUCCAGCCCCUGGUCUACUUGUCUCGCCUGGAGAAGGUCCCCUUCCUGCCGGACACAUGUGUCCGCAAGUGGUGCUCUUGUGUUGCUGAGGUUAAAGUCAAAACCAAGCCUGCGCAGAACACGUCUAACCAGAAAAAAACUUGAAUAACAUUGGGUGUAAAAUGUCUGCACGCCUCUUUUUAAUGCCUGGGUUUUGUGACUGUUCAUGAUGCUUCUACCAUAACACUAUGUUGUAGGUACGCUGCUCUGUUGGUUAUUGAGCAGUUUUCUAUAUUCAUCAUACAUUAAUUUUGUAAUUAUCGUUUUUGGCCAUCAAAUCUUGCAAAAACACAAUAUUUUCCAAAAGGACAAUUUAUUAUUUCCUUGUACCAUAUUGAUAGUAGAAUACAACACAAAAAGGACCUCCUUUGGUAAUAGUCAUUUGACAUGACGCCCUCAUGUGUAGUAUUGUGUACUAAAGCAAAAAUGCAAAUUUCGACCUCCUAUAAUUCUGUUCAAUGUUAACGGAAGUACAUCAAUAAAAUUCAU